Molecule: messenger RNA, 1169 nt
Organism: Tachyglossus aculeatus (Australian echidna)
Lineage: Eukaryota; Metazoa; Chordata; Mammalia; Monotremata; Tachyglossidae
Gene: TMEM250
Product: transmembrane protein 250
Exons: 2
Coding region: 192-611 (139 amino acids)
Source: RefSeq, a predicted model, not a curated record
GGGGACCCAGCGGGACCCAGCGGGACCCGCCGGACCCGGAGGCCGCGGGCGGCACGGCACGUCUCUUCCCGGAAAUCCAGCAGAGAGUUUACAGGUGUAGCGUCCUCCGCUCCGUUCCCCGCUAACGGAUGAGCCCAUGCUAUGCCCCCAGCCCGUCCGCCUGUAGAACUCAGUGAGCCCGCGGGUGCCCGAUGCCUGUAAUUCCCAUACCCCGGCGUGUCCGGUCUUUCCACGGCCCCCACACCACAUGCCUGCACUCAGCCUGUGGGCCGGUAAGGACCACUCACUUAGUGCGCACCAAGUACAACAACUUCGACAUCUACCUGAAGUCUCGGUGGAUGUAUGGAUUUAUCCGCUUCUUGCUGUACUUCAGCUGCAGCCUGUUUACCUCCAUCCUCUGGGUGGCUCUCUCCAUCCUGUUUUGCCUCCAGUACCUUGGCAUCCGGAUCUUUCUGCGUUUCCAGUACAAGCUGUCUGUCAUUCUCCUCCUGCUGGGGCGGAGGCGGGUUGAUUUCAGCCUGAUGAAUGAGCUGCUCAUUUAUGGAAUUCACGUGACCAUGCUGCUGGUCGGGGGGCUGGGCUGGUGUUUCAUGGUCUUUGUGGACAUGUGACCUGAGCGAGCGGAAACCGGUUCCGGCAGCUGGGACCGACCGACCGACCGACCGACUGUCUGCCGUCUGAAUACCCGCCUUUCCCUUUCAUUUUAUUUAUUUAUUUAUGACCGAUCUAUGUAUAUGCAGUAUGUAUCUCUUCUUGGGAAAGGCAACGACCCGUCUCUGGAGCGACGUGCCCUGGGGAGGACAUUUUGCCCCAGUUCUCCUCCUGCCAAAGACGGGUUUUGCACUGUACCAAAAAAGCAAGAAAUGCCCCGAUCUGAGGUAGUAUUUUCUAUUGCCCUCUGGCCAUCCUACUGUGUUGGGGCAGGAGGGGAGAAAAAGAAAGGGCUGUGACUUCUUUGCAAGGAGAAAUUGGGGGUCUUCUUUCCCCUCUUCCCCUCACCCCCCUAUUUGCUCUCUGGCUCUAAAUUCCCCGCUCUGCACAUGUAUUCUUACCCUCUCCUCUCUUUCUGCGUUUUACCUUCAUCCUGAAUGUAAUACAGUAGGGUCCUAUUUAUCAAGUCUGCAUUUUGGGGACCUUGGUGCGACUUCCCUCUUUUUCCUCCCCCCCCC